This is a messenger RNA of Phyllopteryx taeniolatus (common seadragon), 9708 nucleotides long. It is a transcript of the gene jph3b, whose product is annotated as junctophilin 3b. The coding region runs from base 1260 to 3680 and encodes 806 amino acids. NCBI's taxonomy places the organism in Eukaryota, Metazoa, Chordata, Actinopteri, Syngnathiformes, Syngnathidae. The record is from RefSeq and is a predicted model, not a curated record. The transcript is spliced from 6 exons. Gene Ontology annotation, biological process: regulation of synaptic plasticity. Gene Ontology annotation, cellular component: plasma membrane; endoplasmic reticulum membrane; junctional membrane complex.
GAGAGAGAGAGAGAGGAUAAGAAGAAAUUGUGGGAGCAAGACAAGCAGGCAGGCAGGCUAUGCGUCAGCCGCUUCUCCACGGGGAAACAUGGAGAUGAGCAGGGGAUGCUGAAGAGCACAGGAGACAGCAAAACAAGACCAUAAAGAUGGAUAUUAUCUCAUCAAGCAGGCACGCUGAAGGCAACCCACGCCGAGGAUAAACCACUUAUGGACGCAAUGGAUUAAAGACCUGCAGAUAGACUGAGAGAAGGCGCACGAGGAACACGGGCGGAGAUAUUCAUCAAUUCACUUAUUUAUUUUCAUUGCGUGUGUGUGUGUGUGUGUGUGUAAAGCAAGAAACUGCAUUGCUGCUUGCUGGCACUAUCUGGGGAGAGAAAAAGCAGCAAAGUCCAAUUAAUUUAUGUUAGUCCCUUAUUUUUUCCUUCUGUCUUUCUAAGUAUGUGUUUGCUCCCUGGCUGUACGCGUGUGUGUGGAACCAAAAGUGAGCUACUGAUUGACUUAGUUGUCUGAUAUAUUGACGCUAUGCUUAAUCCCUGAGAGCAGAGUUGAAGACAAACAGCUUCUUUGAUCGAGGCGACAGCACGUCACAUGCCCGUGCAGUUGAGGCCUCGGUCCUGAUUGUGGAAGCCUAAGCUUGGAUGUUUGAUGAGCUACCAUUGCGGAGACUUCUGUGCUCCGCACGCCACAGAGGAGGAGGAGGGGGGGGAGGAAGAGGAGGAGGAGGAGGAAGAGGAGGAGGAGGCGACUGAAAGCAGGGAAGGAGGCAAGUGAGUGUUGUGGAGUCUGUAGGCCGGCCCAUGGCGGACUGCUGGAGCUUUCUUACAGCUUCGUCUCCCGAUGAGAGCGUAUAAUGGCAGUGAUGGGACCACCGUCCUCCUCUCUCACUUCUCUCAGGGGCCGGCAAGUUGCGACUUGGUGCUCCAAAAAACCCACAAGGAGGAUGGUGUGAACUAUCCGCCAGGAGAUCCCUGACGCCGCCGUGCAGGGCCACCUUGUUUCUUCUUCUUCCGUUUCCAAAGCUUAUUGCAUCUGAGCACAGCGGCCUGUUUUGAACUGAGUGGGAGUUCUCUCCCUCCCACUCACUUCUCCCUCUUCUUCUUCUUCUUCUUCUCCUCAUCCGAUCGCUACCUCCAAAGUCAGUGCCAUGGACUGAUCCCUAUAGCACCAAGCUGUCCUCCUUCCUUCUCCCUCUCUUUUCUUUUUCUUUUCUUUUUAUUUUUGUCGAGGCUUCAAGUGAAUUGCCGAGACCUGUUUCAUGCAUGUCCACUGGAGGCAGAUUCAACUUUGACGAUGGGGGGUCAUAUUGCGGUGGGUGGGAGGAGGGUAAGGCGCACGGCCACGGGAUAUGCACAGGACCCAAGGGCCAGGGCGAGUACUGUGGGUCUUGGGCCCACGGCUUCGAGCUGCUGGGCGUCUACACUUGGCCCAGCGGGAACACUUACCAGGGCACAUGGGCGCAGGGCAAGCGACACGGCGUGGGCGUCGAGAACAAGGGUAGAUGGGUCUACAAGGGGGAAUGGACGCACGGCUUUAAGGGACGCUACGGCCUACGGGAAAGCACCGGGAUGAGCGGAAAGUACGAGGGAACGUGGAACAACGGGCUGCAAGACGGAUACGGCACUGAAACGUACUCAGACGGAGGCACAUUUCAGGGCCAGUGGGUUGGUGGGAUGCGGCACGGCUAUGGUGUUCGCCAAAGUGUCCCAUAUGGCAUGGCGGCCGUCAUCCGCUCCCCUCUCCGUACGUCCAUCAACUCCCUUCGCUCCAGUUCGGAACACAGCAACGGUACAGCUCUACUUGACCGGACCGGCGCAAUAGUUCCUGUUCCUCCCCCUGUUCCUGGCACCUUGUCCACCAGCGUCUCCAUGUGCAGCACUGGAAGCAGCGGCAGCAGUCCUGCAGUCUCUAGAGGGGGUUUCGUACUGACGGCACACAGUGAAACUGAGCUCCUAAAGGGGAAGCGGAAGAGUGGGCUGUUCAGGAGGUCCAUUCUGUCCGGGCUUAAGCUGAGGAAGUCUGAGUCUAGGAGCUCUCUGGCUUCUCAAAGGUCAAAACAGAGCUCGUUCAGGAGUGAAGCUGGAAUGAGUACUGUGUCUUCAGCUGCGUCUGACAUCAACUCUACAAUCAGCCUUGGAGAUGCAGAUGCGGAGUUGGGAGUAGCUGAUGAUGAUGUGGACGCCACAGCAACAGAAACCUACUGUGGGGAGUGGAAAAAUGACAAGAGGACAGGAUUCGGAGUGAGCCGGCGGUCCGACGGGCUGCAGUAUGAGGGAGAGUGGCUCAGCAACAAACGCCACGGCUAUGGCUGCACCGCAUUUCCCGAUGGCACGAAAGAGGAGGGGAAAUACAAGCAGAACAUCCUGGUGAGUGGCAAGAGGAAGAACCUGAUCCCGCUCCGGGCCAGUAAGAUCAGAGAGAAGGUGGACCGAGCUGUGGAGGGAGCACAGAAGGCAGCAGACAUCGCACGCCAGAAAGCUGAGAUCGCUCUUUCCAGGACGGCUCACGCGCAGGGUAAAGCAGAGGCAGCUGUUGGAGCAGCCCUGAAAGCUCAAGAGGAGAGUCGCAUGGCCAGAGUCACUGCCAAGCAGUUCUCCCCUUCCUUCCAGCACCCAGGAAAUGGCAUGGAGGUGCAACGUCCCAAGUGUCAGGUGUCCAGCGAGGUGGAGGGUGAGGGCUUGUCGAGUAGCGCCGGAACUGCUGACAGCCCCGACCUCUACGUGAGGAGCACAGGUUCAGAUGACCCCUCCAAUGCCACACCAGAUCUCAGUCCCCCUUCUUCCUCACCUCCCCACAGUCCUCCUGCCCCAAUUCGGUCAUCCCAGCGCAGCAAAAGUGCUCGCUUUCACCGGCAGACUGCAGUCGACCAUGGAGACAGGGUGAAAGAAGGGGGAGAGCGAGGUGAGAAGGAGGGGUCUGGAGGCCAGACAGAAAUCCAGGUGUUGAUAGAGGGAGGUAAUAGGGAGAGUGAAGGUGGUGGAGGAAAGGUAGAGUACAUGCGGGCAAAAAGCUGGAGUGAGGAAAAAAGGAAAGGGGUGUUCCACAAAGAAGGAGGGGGGCUUAGCGGACAAGGAACGAGGAGGACCAAUGAACAUAAACACAGCUCCUCCAAUCACAAGUCUCGGGACCAUGGCUCAUCUAAUAAUAAGCAAGCCAGGGGAGACAGACGGACAGAGACAUUUUCUUCUGCCUCUUGGACGUCUGGGCACAGGGGGGCGCACAGCAGAGGAGGGCGUCUUCUUGAGCAGGACGAAGAGAAAAUGAGCAAUUAUGAAAUGGAGAUGAAGCCUUUACAGCCCAGAGAUUCCACUACCCACAAGCCCCAUGGGCACGGGGAGGAGAAGCACGGGCACAGUCAUUCUCACGGAGAGGGGCGCUCACACACAUUACAGCGACAGCGGCAUAAGAACCGAGACGGGAGAGAAGGAAGAGAGGGGAAAGAGGGCAGGGAAGGUAAAGACCAGCUAGAGAGAGUACAUCUGGCCGACAAGGCGGAUUCUCGGCCUAUACGACGGGACCUGACCCUCUCUCCCCCUCUGAAGUCCUCCCCCAUCGCACCAGAACAUCAGGAUCAAGGUCUCAUACAGCGCAAAGGCCACUCAGCCUACAGCUUUGUCUUGGUUGCCAUGGUGAUUCUUCUCAACAUUGGAGUGGCUAUUUUGUUUAUCCACUUUUUUAUUUAAGAAUAGCGUUGUUUUCAGAAUUAGCCUAUACAUGCUACAACUAUAAAUUUAUAUAGUUAUUAUGAGGGAUCUGCUGUCCCUUUGUGCUCCUGGAAAAAUUACUGCAGCCACCUGAAGGACAUCAAGGGGAACAAUCCAAAAGAUUUGGGCUCAAGAUGACAACCAUGAAGGCGACACAGAAGUGCAGAGCCCAAUGAAUGUAAGAAGGGUACACCAGCCUAGGUAAAUGGGCUGCAUUUUACAGUCCGGAAACUGAACUAAAGUGAGCUUUAGUAGUUCACACCUUGACUGAAACUUGUCUGAUUCCCAGGCCAUGGCAUUAUAGCACGUAAUGCCUGCUUCCAUUGUCUGGAGACAAAAUAUAUAAACUUUUUCAUCUUCAAACCAUAGUUUACAACAGAUUUAUAAAAUCUAAUUUCUUUAUGAACAUUUUCUUUCAUGUAUCAUAUGUUGAUGGAUAUAUUUAUUUUGUAAGCCCGUCACUUGACUCGAUAUGACUCCAGCUUUUCGGUUCUUCCACCUGUUCAGGUGUUGUUACUGAUGUUGUAUUUCUUUAAUCUCUGUCAGGAGAGCCAAAUGUAGGGACUGAAUCACAGCACUAUCUAGAUAGACUCUUGGAGGCUGCCUAUCCAUGUAACCUGGCAUGCACACACACUCAUGGCUUUUUCUCCCAUCCCACUCCUUAAUGCAGCGUCAUCUGUGUGUGAGUCAACUGCAUGUCCACGGUGUGCCUCCACAAAGCCAUUGUAAGUUUGCAAUGAGCAGAGAACAUCUCAUAUGGACAUGCUCUCUACUCAUCCACAUCUAACCUACCACCAUUUUCCGGCAGUGAUGCUCGCUCCGUCUUUCCCUCCUACUUUUUCCCACCUCCACACUCAAGAGUCAUUAAUCUGUGCUUCCUCUCGGUUGGUGGGAGUUCAGCACAGACUGCAGUCCAACACCUGCUGUACAACUGUCAGAGGUCUUUAGAGACAAUAUUCAAGUGUAUGUACCACUGUGGAUGUGACAAUACAAAAUCCAUCCCAGCUGACUUUUGGCAAGUGGCAGGGUACAACCAGGACUGGUCACCAACCAGUCGCAAGGCAACAACAUACACUAAGUACAAAUGUAGGGAUAUUUGGCUUUUGGGUGAAAUUUCAGAAUGAGCCUAAUAUACACUAUAGCCUUAAAGUUUUACCUUCUAUAAACUUUUAAAUGAUUAUGUCCAGGUGUUCGAUUGUUGAGUUCUUUCUGAACAACUUGCUGUUUUCUGACAAGGAGCUGAAUGCCAAAAUUCACAACAGGUGUUUAAUCCAAGAAUUGAACAAUACAUUUUGUGGUUCAAUUAGAAUUGGUAUUUAAACAGUUCUCUUUAUCAUGCUGUUCCCAUUUUGACAUCAUGAGAUGAAGACGACACCUAACAAUUGAUGGACAGUGCCUCGCCAUUGUGAGACUUUAAACACGACGUUCUCACAGGGAAGUGGGCACUGAGCUUUUGAGCAAUCUUUAUUCUUUGUAUGUGUGUGUGUGUGUGUGUGCGCGCGCGCGGACACACAAACACACACACACACACACAUAUACAUAUAUAUUAGGGAUGUGACUUUAACACUUUAACCCUCCGACAUGUGAUCCAAUUUUUCAACUGCCAUGCAGAAACUUUUUAAAGGUGAUACUGUUCUAAAAGAAAAUGUCAUAAAAUGCCACUUUAACUUUAGGUCUGUUUAAUUUUGACCAGGGAUAUUUUCUAUUAAUUCUUCUGAUGUUUUCGAUUGAAGCGCAAUUAAAUGCUUUUUUUCAGAGUUAACAAUAUUCCAGCCUGUGUCCACUAAAAUACAUUUAAACCAUGUUGCUUUUUAGGACAAAUAUUGUUAUACAAUUAAAUUGCAAUUAAUUGGAUAAAUAAAGUCUCUAAUUAAUUAGACAUACACAUUGCACUGGUUGAUUAAAGUGAGAGUGUGACACAAAUUAGUGUUCUUUUAUUGUUGCAAUGGCCCAGGGAUAGGUGUUGUUUCUGAAUCUUUUUUAUCUGGCCUUUAUUGUCCUGUACCGCCUUCCUGAGGGCAGCAGUUGAAAUAGGUGAUGUGCUGGGUGGGAUUCAGUCCUUCAGGAUGUUUCCAGCUUUUCUAAGGCAGAGGGAUCCAAACUACCUUCAAAGUGAGGAGGGCACAACCAAUGAUUUUUUUAGUGCUGACGAUGACCCUUUGGAGCCCUGUCUUUUCCUGUACAGUGCUGCUGUUAAAGCCCUCUUAUCGUCAGUACACAUACCACAGAGCACCUAUAGAAUGAUGCUUGGAGAUCCUUGGUGAGCGUGUUUUUCAAGCUGUGCUGUGCCUUCUUAAUCAACAUGCUGGUGCUGGUUUUCCAGGUUAGGUCCUCAUUCGGCUGCAGGCCCAGAAAUUUGAAGUCAGUGAGCCUCAUCACACAGUCCCCAUUGAUGUGUAUGGGCUGAAAGUCAGAUAUAUAUUUUUUCUGAAGUCCCCACCACCCUCCAAUUUUAUUCAGGUUAUUGUUUCUACACCAAGAUGAAAGUCCGACCACUGUUCGGCGAACUUCACAAUGGAAGGGCUUGGGCAGGUUGGUGGUGCAGCCAUAUGUGUAGAGGAUGCACACUAGAGGGCUUCGCUCACAUCCUGGUGUUGAGGCUGAGUGCUAGAAGAGGUUGGGCCCUACUUUGACUCUCUGUUGAUGUUUGCUGAGGAAGUCCUUCAUCAAAAGACAGGUGGAGUAUGGGAGACCAAGUUAGUUUAAUUUAGACAUCUGUUUAUUUGGGAUAAUUGUAUUAAAUGCCAAGAUGGAAAGGAGCCUUGCAUAAGUUUUUUUGUCUCAAAUGUGUCAGAGUUGUGUGUAAAGCUCAGGCUAUAGCAUCGGCCUAUGAACUGUUCUCCCUCUGGGCAAAUUAGUGUGGGUCGUUCUGGGUUGUCAGCUGGUAACAUAAACGGGACUAUGUGGUCUCAUUAGCCCAGGUGGGGUGAUAGGUAUAGCCCUUUAUGCCUGUUUAAUGUUCAAGUAGACUUUAUCAAGUAGGUUUUUCCCUAGUGUAGCACACUUUACAUGCUGAUGGAAUCUGGGAAACACUACUAAUAAGUCCACAUGACUGAAAUCAUCAGCUACUAUGAGUACUGCCUCUGGGUAUUUAUUGAGUUCGGCACUAAUAGCAUUAUGUUGUAGUUUAAGGUCUGAGUUAGCAUUAACAUCCAGAGCUACAGUAUACACUGAUGUAAACCUCAUGGUGGGGAGAGAAGGGUUGGUAUUUAACUGUUAAUUAUUGUAAGACUGGGGAGCAGUGACUAUCCACAGAGUUGCAACUGGGAUACAGGGAGACUGGAAGGCAUAGAAGUGGAUGUCCUUGGUCGAUUAAAGGUGUUGUAUGCAAUUUUCAAAAUUGUCAUACUGCUACCAAGAUUUGAAUGGAGCCUCACUUCACUCCCUGAAAUGAAUGAAUGGAUGAAAUGUUACCAGUUUGAUGUUGUAUUUUUGGGAAUGUCCAAUCAAUAAAAAGUACAAGGCAGGGGAUCAACUUAUCUGAUGACCCGGUGAGAAAAGUGAUGUUGGCGGUGGUUUUCCAAACCCAGCCAUGCGGUCGUCUGCGUAUAGGACACCACUGUUAUACGGUGUUCCCUCGCUAUAAUGCGGUUCACCUAUUGCGCAUUCAGUGCAUUGGAUUGUUUUUUUUUUCAUAUUCAUACUGCACAUAUUUUGCCCUAUCGUGGGAUUUUUAGUGUUAUGUUGUAGUUUUUUUUGUGGUAAAAUAAACGCUUCCUUGCAUAAAAGAUUAAAACUCGGGGGGGAACUAAAGAAAAAUUCAUUAUAACACAAAUUACAAGGAAUACAAUGUGCAUAGUGUACAGUACUUCUGUGCAUUACUGUAUGUUUAAGAGAAGGUGUUUAAGAGUAUAGAAAGUGUUUAUAUGAGUAUGGGAGAUGUUAAUAGAUCUGUGGGGAAGAUUAAUUAAUUAAUUACCAAUGAUUUUUCUCGAGAGCUGUCCAAUUCCUUCUUUUAAAGUCUUAUUACUAACCGGAGUUAAAUAACAGUCAAGAAAUUAUAGUAGUCUCCUUUUGCGUGAGGCUGCUUUGUGUCCCCCGCAAGGCUGUGUGUGCGUGUGUAGAUGAUUUACAACACCUCUCGGCCCUCUUUGUCUACAGUCUCUGACUGGCUAUUCUUGUCGCACCAUGACAAGUUUUAAAAAUAAUAAUUAAAUUAAAUAAGGGGGGCAGAGAAUCUGAAUCAGAAUCCUCUUUAUUGCCAAGUAUGUCAAAAACACACAAGGAAUUUGUCCCCGAAGAUUUAUCAAAAUAUCAUUUUAAUAAUAUUCUACUGUUAGGUCAUACAGACAGUUUUAUUAUAUAUAACAAAAUUAUUUUGUUUUUAACUGCAAACUUCAUCUUCAAUGUAUCAAACACCUGUUGUGAAUUUUGCUGUUCAGCUCCUUUUUAAAGAACACCAAGUUGUGCAAAAAAACAAUGAAACAUUGAACAGUUGGACACGUACAUUCAAAAGUUUAGAGAAGGUCAAAUUAAGUUAACCUCUGAAUUUUAUAGAGCAUCGGCGAGUAGUGUAUCUCCCAGAAUUGAACCUGUAGAUGGCGAUAAAAUGCAUACCAGCAAGAUGUCUGAUAAAGUACGUCAACACAUUUGUUGCUUUUGUAGUAGGGAUUGGCAUCGGAGUAAUCAAUUCAUUAAGAUUUCUAUUGAUUGUGUGGAACAGAAUGUUGAUUAUUCGCAUAUUGAACAAUUGAAGUAAGGUGGAGUGAUUAACUUGGCUGUAAGAGACAGAGGUAGUGGCACUUUAGAGCAUUAAUUUGUGAGUUGAAGAACAGCUGUGGAAAAUUCCGCUCCAUCCACGAAGACAACAGCAGCUCCAUUGGGCUGCAUUACUUUGCUUUGUACAACACUACCACUCAAAACAAACAGUCAGAGGAAGACAUUCCUAUUGCAUUAAAAAGUGCAACGAUCCCCCCCCCACCCCCCCCCCCCCCAAACACACACACAUCUCACAGAGGAAAUUUUGUCAAAUCAUAAUGCAUGUAUGCCUACUAAAUCCAUAGUUUUUAACGUUUAGGUUUUUUUCAGUGGCUGUGCAAAAUACAAACACAGUCAAAAUACACUUUUAUUUUGUUACGCUGUGUUUUUAGGCCUAGUGGGGCUUGAUAAUAUUCCAAGCAGGCUGGAAUGAACUCCAAUAAUGUCUUAGGCCACCAUUAUACUUAUUUUUGUAUAAAGGUAGCAAUGCAAUUCAUGAACGAUGAAUAUCCAGAUCCAUACCAAAAUUUCAUUAUCCUUAGCCCAUGCAGUACCACUCUAGGUUUUGUGGAAAUUGUUUUUGUGUUUUUGCAUAAUCUUGCCAAUUGUGUCUGUCAUUGUACUUUGUCAUAAUGCAGUGGAAAAGGUGAUUAAAACGCCCAGUCUAUUCGUGGCUUGAGACAUUUACACACAACUGUAGUGUGGUUAAAUUGUUGCACAAAGCAAUGACCAGGUUCAAAGUCAGGGUUAUUAAUGUUUCAACGUGAUUAAAAGACUCAAUGACAGCCGAAAGAAAGUACAUUAUUGCAGUAAUAGCAGUCACUAACUUUCAUGAUUUCAUACAUCAGAUUUGUCUCUAAAAUCCAUCUGGCAGAUCAGCCUCUGGAUUUGUUUGCAUGUUUGCAUCAAUGAAAGUUCAUAGGAGUGUGUAAACAAAUGUUUGCGCAUCCUCCUUUCAUGAUGGGAUUAGAUGUGUGUCGUGUCCCCUGCCACUGGCAACUACUUCAGGGGACAGUGAGCUGCUGCUGUUUGUCUCAUUUCUGUCAUUUCUCUCCCUCCUUGUGUUGAAAUCAUAAUGCGGACAUUAUUAUUUUCUUUCAUCUGGGUCCCAAGCUGAUAAAGGUUCUGCUGUUUGUCGUCAGCCUGGUGAUGAUGCACCCGAUACAUUGCAGCAUGUUACAGCAUGGCAAACUCUCUCAAUAGUUUGAAUCUUUCUUUCUUUCCUUCCCCUGUUUUCUUUAUUUCUGGGAAUUACUCUGUUUGGGUUUUGUUUCACGUGGAGAAAAUAAUUAAAGUGUUUAAAAUAAUA